AUGGCUCAGGUGGUUGCAGGGAUCGCACAGAUCGUGCACGAGCAUCCCUAUUUGAGGCCCAUGGGCACGGAGCGGGCCCCGCACCACCUGCUGUUCUGGGUUCGGAGUUGUCGCGAAGCCAUCAUUGCGAACCACAUCGAGGAUGCCAAAGGUUACCUGGAACGGGUGACCAACAGUUUGUCCUAUGAGAUGGCACAAGUAAAGGAUUCCUUUCGUCGUUUCGAUGUGGACAACAGUGGCAAGUUGGACAGCAAGGAGUUCCGCUACAUGUGCGCCUACAUCGGCUGGGGCGAAGAGGAAGCCUCCUUGAUGGACAUCGAUGACGAUGGCUACGUCACCUUGGCCGAGUUCCAACGUUUCGUGGGCGACAGUGGAGGCCUGUCGGCCAUCUAUGAACAUCGCCGCCAGCGCGUGGCGCGGAAGCAGUGGGGCUCCGAGGCGCCCGCCAUCCUGGAAGUGGGCGCACGUGUGCGGUCCUAUUUCCACACCUCCGAUGGGAAGAAAUCCGAGAACGUCCGCGAGGGACAGAUCUUAGAACUGCGGGUGAUGCCAAACAACGGCGUUCUCAUUGAUUUUGUAGAAGACACUGAAAAGAAGGCAAAUCGUCAGGUGGUCCCCCAAAGCUGGAUCUUCAGUGACACGCGUGACAGCGAUGUGGUCAGUGCGCUACGGGAGGUGGGAAUCCUUGAGGAGCAGCAGGCCUUUUGGGCAGCCAUUUUCCCCGAGUCGGAGAUGCGUGCGGUGGAGAAGCUUGUGCCGUGCCAACGUGCAGCGUUGUACCACGUGCGCACCAACGCCACUGCGAGCCAUGAGGCCGCAAUGCCGCAGCUGCGCGAACGCUUUGAGACGCUGGGCUAUUCUGAUCGGGAACUACAAGCUUGCCUUGGCUGGGUUCAGGAUUUGGCACCUACGGCUUGGGAGCCUAGUGACCGCCACGUCAAUUGGGACGUCACGGCUGGGAAUGCUGGUGGUAUGCUGGUGGUACACAUCCACAUCGAUCGAGUGGGCACUUUCCUGGAGACCGACGAGUACUACAGGAGCCAGUUUGAAACUGGCACCAGCAGCGGUGCAUUGGACAGUAAGAACGAUAUCCGAAAGCGCUGGGAGAUGGAGCUCUUUGGUGGUACCUACGAAGACUGCAAACCAUUUGAGAGAUGUAAGUAUGGUGCUCUGGGGGUGAUGAACGACUUUCGCGGGGUCACCUCGGCCUAUGGCUACGGGGAUUCCUAUUUGGUGCUGAAGGAUGUCCGGCUCCGCUGCACCUUCGCCUCCACGGACUCGGGUGGCAUCAGCGGACAGCGCCUGGCGGUGCUGGAUAAGUACGCGCACGUGCUGAAGGAGUUACCUGGUGUGAAAAUCAUGCCGGGACUGGAGCUGAUUGGUGAUGUGGAAGUUCGCAGCUUGGUGGAUGUGGCCAUGUCCAAUACCUCAAUGCAAGACAUGCCCAAGGUGCAUCCCACUCUGCUGCGAGGAAUGAGUGAAGAUCCCAUGGAAAACUGGAUCACCGUGGGCUUCCCUCACUUGGCGCAAAAGAAGGGGCGGCUCUUCUUUGAGGUGGAACUCUAUUCGACCUGUUCAUCUCCACAAGUAGGAUUGCUGAGUUCGGACUUCGUGGCCGCACCUCGCAACAGCAGCUUUUUGGGAGGCGUGGGUGAUGACGAAGAUGGCUGGGCGGCAGAUGGCCAGCAUGCCAUCCUUUGGCACAAAGGCGAACGCUUGCCCUUCAACUCCCUUUGGCCUUCGGAGAAUGGGAACCUCACUGUUUCCUGGAGCGGAGGGGACUGA
Molecule: messenger RNA, 1785 nt
Organism: Cladocopium goreaui
Lineage: Eukaryota; Dinophyceae; Suessiales; Symbiodiniaceae
Source: the annotation of a GenBank genome assembly